AUGGUUCCUGCACUAGAAGGCCGAGGUAUCAUCGGGCGUGCAAAAACGAGAACUGGGAAGACAUUAGCCUUUGCAAUUCCUAUAAUUAAACAACUCACUGAAGAGGAUGAAGACAACCGAAACAGUAUCGCAGGACGCCUUCCAGGAGUUUUAGUGCUUGCACCGACCCGAGAACUGGCAAAGCAAGUAGAAACAGAAAUCAAAGAGUCCGCCCCGUACCUACGCACUGUUUGUGUCUAUAUCGGUGUCUCUGACACUUUACAGAAAAAUCAACUGUCACGCGGCGUUAAUAUAGUGGUUGGCGCUCCCGGAAGACUCAUUGACCUGGUCAACUGUAAUGUUCUUAAAUUAGGAGAAGUUCAGUUCUUGGUUCUUGAUGAGGCCGAUCAAAUGCUUGCGGUUGGUUUUGAGGAAGAUGUGGAAACGAUCCUUGAAAAACUUCCGCCACAGAGGCAGAGAUUUGUGGAGAUACUCAAAGCAAGAUUGCCUUUCUCCAUGGCGGAAAGGGUAGAUUCUUUGCCGUCGGACAUCGUGGAAAUAAUUUUGAAAAGUGGGAAAGAUUAUGCGCAGCUGCGAGCACAGCUAUAUGAGUUACGAGAUAGAUUGGACUCUCUUAUAUGGGAUAGAAAGGAACUUGAAGAACAUAUACGAGUUGCGAUUAAAGAGCAUGAAAUGAUGGAAAUGAUGUUAGGAGAACUUGAAGAUGAACAUGAAGAAGCAAUGCAUAGGAUUAAAAUCUUGGAGACCGAGUUGCAAGAUCUCAAGGAUGAAAACCACUGCCUAAAGGAAGUUCAUGGCAAAUCAAAAUGGGACCCGAUAAAGCACAAUAAAGAAGGAAUAUCACCAUGGAUAUCAGAUCGAUAUAGGGUCACUGGGAUUGCUCUUGGAAUUAAUGUGCUUCCAGGCUCCAUCCUCAUAAUCUUCUCAUGCUUCAACCUCAACUUCAGCAAAUUCAGGAGGAAGAGUUGA
Helianthus annuus (common sunflower) is the source of this 969-nucleotide messenger RNA. Its product is annotated as DEAD-box ATP-dependent RNA helicase 53-like. Bases 1 to 969 code for a protein of 322 amino acids. The transcript has 5 exons. Gene Ontology annotation, cellular component: cytoplasm. Gene Ontology annotation, biological process: Group II intron splicing. The record is from RefSeq and is a predicted model, not a curated record. Gene Ontology annotation, molecular function: ATP binding; nucleic acid binding. NCBI's taxonomy places the organism in Eukaryota, Viridiplantae, Streptophyta, Magnoliopsida, Asterales, Asteraceae.